Penicillium brasilianum is the source of this 1032-nucleotide messenger RNA. Lineage: Eukaryota; Fungi; Ascomycota; Eurotiomycetes; Eurotiales; Aspergillaceae. The record is from the annotation of a GenBank genome assembly.
AUGGACCCAGCACUCGCAACCAAAGAUAGACUGCCGACUGGAGCAUGGGCUGAGGUCUCGGUCAUCGACUCGGCCAGCCUUAGUAACCUGCCCCUCGAGCCUUACUUCCACUGUAACGUGCCGCAACUGCAACGAGUCACAGUGCCUGCCUUCUCGUUUGUCAUCACCAACCAACAAGGUCGUUGCGUUCUAUUUGACUUGGGCCUCCGCAAGGACUGGCCUAAGCUGGCACCGAUCGCAGUGGCCGAGGUUCACAAUGACGAGCUGGGUAUCAAUUGCGAACAAGAUGUGCGCGAUGUUCUCGAAGGUCACGAUUUCCGCAUAGACAAUAUCGAGGCGAUAAUCCUGAGCCACCAUCAAUUCGACCACAUCGGUGACCCCUCGCGCUUUCCCUCGUCGACCGCGCUGGUCGUUGGCCCGGGGGUCUGCGAGGCUCUUAUGCCCGGCUACCCAGACCAGGAGAACUCGGAGAUUUUGGCCUCUGAUUAUUCAGGGCGUACUGUCCGUGAAAUCGAUUUUACCUCCACGGACUUGUUCGUCUUAGGGCUCCCAGCUCUUGACUACUUCGGCGACGGUUCGCUGUAUCUACUCAGCACCCCUGGCCACGCAGUAGGUCACAUGGCGGCGUUGGUCCGAACCACCGCAAGCCCAGAUUCAUUCGUUCUGCUGGGAGGCGAUGCCUGCCAUCACUGCGGCGAGCUACGACCUUCGCCUGGGCGACCGUUACCAACGAAUGCGCCGUCAUGCGCCAUGCGCUUCUUAGAAGAACACUCCAACAACAGGACACAGCCCUUCUUCCGCAUCCAACGGGAUACGCGCUUCGCUGCCUACUGUCACAACUCUGAUGAGGCAGAAGAGACUAUCGUCCGCUUACAACAAUUCGACGCGCUUGACAACGUGAUGAUCAUAUUCGCGCAUGAUGCUAGCCUCAAGACCGUCGUCCCUGAAUUUCCGGCGACAUUGAAUGACUGGCUUGUCAAGGGCUGGGGCAGGAGCUGCCGAUGGCGCUUCCUUCGGGAUUUCGAACAGUAG